Messenger RNA from Solanum tuberosum (potato), 660 nucleotides. RefSeq lists its product as uncharacterized. The transcript is spliced from 3 exons. The record is from RefSeq and is a predicted model, not a curated record. Lineage: Eukaryota; Viridiplantae; Streptophyta; Magnoliopsida; Solanales; Solanaceae. The coding region runs from base 1 to 639 and encodes 212 amino acids.
AUGACAGGCGUACUGAUCCUUCUCUCAGUUCUCCUACUCGCCGCCGGCACACUCCCGGAACCACCAGAACUUCCGCCAACUUCGCCGGAGUCAUUGUCAACCACAAUUAGCUGUGUCGACGAACUGGUGGCGUUCUCGCCAUGCCUUCCGUACAUUUCCGAUCCACCGAACAAUAUCUCUGAUUCGCCUCCGUUUCAGUGUUGCGAUAACUUCUCGGCGGCAUUUGUGGAUGAUACUGCGAUUUGCCUUUGCUACCUCGUUCGCAACCCUCAGCUGCUUGGAUUUCCUAUCAGUUCCAUGAAGCUGUUGUCGCUAACUUCUAUGUGUCCCGUGGAGGAGAAAGAAGGCGCGGAGAAUCUGUCUCUCGAGUCUCUCUGUUCAGGUUCAACUACGCUGCCUCCUUUUAGAUCAAUAACAGAUCACAGGGGUUCAAGUCCAAGACCAGUGCGUCCUACACCCCCUAGCUCUCCUAGACCACCAAGCACUCCAAAUCCAGGCAAGUUACUUACCUUCUGUUUCUUCAAGCUUAUAACUUUGACAUUCCAAUUGUUCCCUUCCAUAUUGAUGAAUACUUUGCUACCACUUAACAUUUAUAUCUCUUAUAUAACAUUUAUAAAAGUGAUAAUCAAAGUCACAUAACUGCAGUUCUUAGAAACUUCC